Oryza brachyantha (malo sina) is the source of this 1143-nucleotide messenger RNA. RefSeq lists its product as uncharacterized. Bases 570 to 1070 code for a protein of 166 amino acids. The transcript is spliced from 3 exons. NCBI's taxonomy places the organism in Eukaryota, Viridiplantae, Streptophyta, Magnoliopsida, Poales, Poaceae. The record is from RefSeq and is a predicted model, not a curated record.
UGCAUGGAUGUCAAACAUAUUUCGUUUGAGGGAGAAGUGGGCUGUUGUCUUCCGUAAUUCUUUUACGCCUGAUAUGACCUCAACACAAACAAGCGAAGGUAUGAACAAUGUUUUCAAGAAAAGGUUUCGUAGGAAACUUGGUCUCAGAACUCCUUGUAGAAUGUGAGAAAGUUGCCGCUAGUCUUCGUGAAAAUGAGUUAGAUGCGGAUUUUAAGUCACGCUACUCAAGCCCGGUUACAUACAUCCAAAAUUUACCUGUAUUGAAUGCUGCGGCUGAAUCAUAUACAAGGAGGAUGUAUUCAGAGUUUGAGACCAAGUUUAAACCUCAAUUUUCGCUAUCGUGUAAAUUGUUACAAAGUGAGGGGUCAACCUUGACAUUCAUGGUUAUGCCUAUGGAAUCUGAUCAUGAAGCAACAGUUGUAUUUAACAAUGCUGAUAUGACCAUUACAUGUUCUUGUAGAAAGUAUGAAUCUAUUGAUGGACAAAAUAUGCGAAAAGAGGAUUUUUCAAUCGAGAAACAAGGAAGUGAGAAGGAAAGUUUGAAAGCACACGCUGCACGUAUCUCUUGAAUGGCGACUUCAGUAGCAUUGAAGUGUUGCAUAUCGGAAGAAAUUCUUGAUGAUUUGGAAAAAUCCAUAAACAAGCUGGACCUUGAAACAGAUAAUUAUUUAAGCAAAAUGCAAGAAAAAUCAUGUGAGGUUCCACAGCAACAGCAGGUUACAAAUACAUUAAAUGGUGCAAUAUCCUUCGGAGUUCCUCGGAUGGUGAAAGGUCCAAAGACUAGACGAUCGAAAGAUCCAGUUGAACAGAAGAAAAGAAAGAGAAGUGCUAAGAAUAAGGGAGAAGAUCCAAAUAGUACAACAGAAAUUAGAGAUGAAAUUAGAGAUGAUGUGUAUGAGCAGCAAUCUUCUACCAUGGUUGCAAGUGAUGUUUAUGGGCAAUCUUCAACCAUGAAUGCUCCUUUAAUCCAAGCGGGUAUACAAGUCUUCUACUUGGAGUUCACCAAGAUUUCAUAUUGGGAUCUUUUGCUAAACAGUUACAUUUCGAUGAAUAGCUGGUGCAACCUGUAAAGGAGUAGGCUCUUUUUGAUGGAUCUUAUGUAUCCAUGAAACUGUACUAUAUGAACUAUAUUUUGUUUUGAUU